Molecule: messenger RNA, 738 nt
Organism: Trypanosoma brucei brucei TREU927
Lineage: Eukaryota; Euglenozoa; Kinetoplastea; Trypanosomatida; Trypanosomatidae
Product: esterase, putative
Exons: 1
Coding region: 1-738 (245 amino acids)
Source: RefSeq, a predicted model, not a curated record
AUGUCUCACAUUCUUUUGUUGGGUGAUUCUCUCACGGAGUGGGGCUUUGAGUGCGGGUGGGCGUCACGACUGAGCAACGUAUACGUCCGCCGCGCAGACGUCAUAAACCGUGGGUUGUGUGGUUACAACACUCGUUGGAUUCUGAGCAUACUGAAGAAUGAUGAGUCACGGCACCAUUUACUUCCCGCGUACGCCCCACGUCCGCUGUUUAUAACAUUGUUGUUGGGUUCCAAUGACUGUGCCACCGGUGGUCAGGCCGUACCGUUGCAUGAAUUCAAGAGUAACUUGAGGGCGAUCAUCGACUUGGUACGUAAACACGCUUCUCCUGUCGGCGGUAUUUUUCUCAUGACGCCACCACCUAUAAAUGUUGAAAAGUGGCAUAAACGCCUGCAGCGGGAGUUUGGGGCAGACCCCAGCACCUGUGGCCGAUCACUUGAAAGGGUCCUCAGUUAUCGCGAUGCGGUUUUGCAGGUCGGAUGCGUGGAGAAAAAAGCGCACAAUGACGUUCAUGUCGUUGACCUGUACGAACGUUUUCUUGGAAAAGACGCUGAGUCGCCAAAUGUAGCCAAAGGGCCGUGGUGCGAUUACCUUUCUGAUGGUCUUCACUUUAGUGAGACUGGAGGCGCUUUGGUGUUCGAUGCCCUAAUGAGCGCGAUUGAGAGUUCACCCCACUCAGCUCAAAUCAUUCCAGGAAAUGUGGCGACUCAACUUCCAGACUUCAUGACGUUGAUGAAAUGA